AUGGCUCCCGGCAUCAUCGAACGCAUCCAGCAAAAGAUCGAGCUCUUCCGUCUCGAGCAGCGCUACACUCGUCGCCGCCAUCGUCGAUCCACCUUCAUGUCCAACGCUGUCUACGUCGACGGCGAGUACGUCUACCAGACCCCCAACUCUACUGGUUCCUCCUCGUCCGGCAGCACCAGCAGCAAGGGCGUCAACGCCCUCCACCACGCAGAGCCCAUCUCUCCCACCGUCGCCCCGUCACAGACCGAGCCCAGCAAGAAGCGAUUGAGCCGCUUCUCCUCCAUGCCCGGCUUCGGCUCAGUCUCAACCAAGCAGAGCCCAACCCAGGACUGGCGGACAAGCAACAUUACUGUCGACGAGGUCAGGCGGUAG
Messenger RNA from Colletotrichum siamense, 372 nucleotides. RefSeq lists its product as uncharacterized. The coding region runs from base 1 to 372 and encodes 123 amino acids. The record is from RefSeq and is a predicted model, not a curated record. The transcript has a single exon. Lineage: Eukaryota; Fungi; Ascomycota; Sordariomycetes; Glomerellales; Glomerellaceae.